Molecule: messenger RNA, 1653 nt
Organism: Cyclospora cayetanensis
Lineage: Eukaryota; Apicomplexa; Conoidasida; Eucoccidiorida; Eimeriidae
Exons: 3
Coding region: 1-1653 (550 amino acids)
Source: RefSeq, a predicted model, not a curated record
AUGAAGUUGACGAACGGAGAGGUGAGUGCGUUUCUGGCUCGCACUAUUCUUCUUCACCAACUAUGCAAGUGUGGUUGCGCUGCUGCUUUGCUUCGAGUGAUUGGCGCUCGUGUACAUGUUUACUAUGCUUAUCGCUUAGCGUCCGAUCUCAGCAGCUGUCCCCUCAUUACUUCCCUUACUUUAUUGCUGCAGCUAGCCAAUGCAGAGCGACGUCUGGAAGCUGAGCUUCAUGCUCUCUCGGAGCGGCUGAAGGCACUCCAGCAGCAGCACGAGCUACGACAACAGCAACAGGAACGGCGUGCAAAUGAGCUUCAAAAACAGCUGGCAGAACAGGUAUCAAAGGCUGCAGAAGAGCUGCGGGCCCAGCAACAGAAGCUCCAUCUACAAGAAGAAGUGAACGACUUGUCGUAUCUUCGAGGGCCGCAGCAGCAGGAGUACGAGCAGGGGCUAAGACAGGAGCUUAAUGAAUUGAGGGAACAGCGAAAGGCAGUGGAUAGGACCAGCGUGGAAUGCUUCCAGUCACUUAAGGAGGAACAACAGGAACAGCGGGUCCAGCAACAAGAGGUGUUGAAAGGACAGCAGGCCCUGGCUGCACAGCUGAAUCAGAUACAGCUGCAGCAGCAGCGGCUAGAGAUGGUCCAGGAGCAGCGUCAGCAGCUGCAAGAGCAGCGCCAGCAUCAUGAUGAUAAAGUGAAAUGGAGGCUUGAGGACGAGUUAAAUCGGUUGCGGAGGAGUGUGAACCCCGAAAACCGACGAAACCUCACCUUUUCAAAAGUUGGUGUUCGAUAUCCUGCAAAAAAGUCCACAACUCCCAUGAUGGCACGAGCUCUUAAGGGGCAGCAGCACGAGAAAGAUCUCGUGAGUGAGACUAGUGGGGCUGGUGCUGUCCCACUCGCUCGAGGAGUGGUCAAGCCAUCUGUCCAAGGGAUCCAUAGGGGCAGCACAGGUGACUACCUUCUGGGGCGAACAUGCGAGGCAACUAGGGUACCCGCCAACACCCUGCCUCUUCUCUGCUUGUUCCGAACAACACGGCAUCAAACUAUUAGAGCUGGUACAAUAGACAUGGGGGGCCCUAGGGAAGAGUCUUCUGUUGCUGCUGUGGUUGCUGUUGACGCAGCGGCAUCUUAUGCAGAAAAAAUGCGCAAAGAUAUUGUGAGGAAGGCUAUACAGGGGGCUAGCAGCAGGAGGGUGAGCACGUCUGUGAACCAGGGCCCGUCACCCCCUUUUGCAGCCUUGAGGCACGACAGCGCUUCGCCUACAAGAACAGCAGCCUCAGGGGUGGCGCGUGGAACUUUACAGCAGAUGAUGCAGCACCAAGGUCACCCCCAAAGUGGAAGGCUCCUUUCGUCUCUUUCGUGCCUGCAGCAGGCACACGAAGCGAAGCCAGCAAGUGUCUGGGGAGCUGACGCUCUUCGUGCGGCUACUGUAGAGGCUCUCAUGUUGAAAGCAAGGCUGCAAGUUGCCACUGCUGAACUUGAGGUGCUCCGUUUGAAGGAAAAAAGAGCAGAAAAGAGAGACGCUGGGGCUUCCUCUAUGGUAGACGGGCAGAGCAUUGUUCAGUGCCAUACAACACACAGCAAAGAGCGCCGGUGGGCCGCUCCACAGGACUUCGAUCAACACAGUAGGCCUCAAACAAAGACAGGCAAAGAGUGA